Oppiella nova is the source of this 1674-nucleotide messenger RNA. NCBI's taxonomy places the organism in Eukaryota, Metazoa, Arthropoda, Arachnida, Sarcoptiformes, Oppiidae. The record is from the annotation of a GenBank genome assembly.
AUAAACUUUGUGCGAAGUAAAAUGAAGUCGCUCAUUUUAGUCGCCCUUGCAAUUCAUGCCAUUAGCGCCGUUGAUUGGAUACCGGGCCGAGGGGCACAGGUAGCAUUUGUGGAAGUGGAGGCCGAGCACGCAAACCACAAUGGUCAGUUAAUCGGUAACGACAGGCACUAUGGGCAAUUAUCAUCUGAGGCAAGUCAACGUCGGGCGGUUACCCUGAACGCCGGGGGCCAGUACGUUGAGUUCACCAUGCCCAUUGAGGCCAACUCGGUGGUAGUCCGAUAUAGUAUCCCGGACACUGGCUCGGGCAAAGAUCACGAGAUACGCGAUGCCGAUAUAGACCUGUACGUAGGCGGUGCUAAACUGAAACCGCUGACAUUUACGAGCAAGUACAGUCACUGGUACGGUAGCUACCCGUUCAACAACAACCCCGGCAGUGGUAAUGCGCAUCACUUUUACGAUAGCGUACGCACGCUAUUAGAUAAAACGUACCCGAAAGGCACCAAGGUGAAACUACAAGUGUCCGACACGGGCAAGUCACCAACGUUCACUAUUGAUCUAGCUGAUUUUGAGCUGAUCGGAGCUCCCAUCGCACAACCAUCCGGUUCCUUGUCGGUCACCGAUGCAGCCUAUGGGGCCGAUCCGACCGGUAAGACUGACUCGUCGAAAGCGUUUCAAAAAGCAGUUGAUGAUGGGGCUACUCAAAAGAAAACUGUGUAUAUACCCCAGGGUACUUACAUGAUCUACGAGCACGUUAUUGUAGACGGCGUUACACUAACAGGUGCGGGUCCAUGGUACUCCGUACUCGGCGGUAGGCACCCAACAGAUCGUAGUAAAACGUGCGGUGUGUACGGCAAAUACGUUGAGCAAGGUGGCAGCAAAAAUGUGCACUUGUCCAACUUUGCCAUUAUUGGUGACAUUAGGGAGAGGGUCGACGAGAUUCAGACAAACGGAAUAGGAGGUGCCCUCACCGAUACUGUCAUUGACAAUUUAUGGUUACAACACGUUAAAGUAGGUGCAUGGUUAGAUGGAAAAAUGGACAACCUGGUCAUCAAAAACUGUCGCAUCGAGGAUACCACCGCAGAUGGGGUAAACUUUCAUAAGGGGGUGACCAACUCGAUCGUACAAAACACGUUCCUCCGAAAUACCGGCGACGAUGGGCUAGCCAUGUGGGCAGAACAGUACCCGAACGUCAAUAAUAAAUUUAUCAAUAACACCAUGGGCAUUCCUGUUUUGGCUAAUAACAUAGCAAUUUAUGGCGGUAAAGAUAUCGAAGUGUCCGACAAUUUGGUGUACGACACAAUCUCGAAUGGCGGUGGCAUUCACAUUGCUAAUCGUUACCCAGGGGUUCAAGGCCCUACCGGGGUUCUCGGCCACCACAAGGUCUACAGGAACACCAUGUUGAGGGCGGGUAACGCGGAUUACAACUGGAACUUCGGCAUCGGUAGCAUUUGGUUUAGCGGGCAAAACGAGGAAAUUAAAAACGCGACGAUCGAAGUGAAAGAUUGCGACAUAAUUGACGCCUCAUACUCGGCAAUAAUGUACAUCGAGGGCAAAACGAACGGGGUAACAUUCGACAAUUUGUCGAUUAACGGAACGGGCACGUUCGCGCUACAAUUGCAAGCGGGUGGCGAAAAUGUUAUUAAACAUUGUAUUAUCAGAGAGAAUUGCAAGUAA